This is a messenger RNA of Trichomonas vaginalis G3, 777 nucleotides long. Its product is annotated as phage tail repeat-like family. Lineage: Eukaryota; Parabasalia; Trichomonadida; Trichomonadidae. The transcript has a single exon. The record is from RefSeq and is a predicted model, not a curated record. The coding region runs from base 1 to 777 and encodes 258 amino acids.
AUGAACAUUGAAGGUCAUGUCAGAAACUUUGAAACAUAUGAACUACCAGCAAUGUUAGAUAAAAAAGCAGAUAAAGAACAUACACAUAACUCCUUCUCAACUGUUGCUAUAGAAAGUAUUGAAGGAACGGUUGACGGAACUGAUGGGGAUGCAUUAUAUUGUAAACCUCCUAACUUUCCACAAGGUUUAACAUCGAAUGAAAACAUAACAACAAAGAAAAACAUUAGAUGUAAAAAUGUUUAUGUCAUGAAGGAUGAAAAUAAUAUUAAAUUCACUGCUCAAGAUUUAUAUGAUAAGAAAGCUGACAAAACAGAGCUUCAAACAAUGAAGACUGAAAUACUUCAAACAUUAUAUCCUACAGGCUCUAUUUAUACGUCAAUGAACUCAACAAAUCCAGCAACAGUUCUGGGUUUUGGUGAAUGGAAGCAGAUUGUAGACAAAUUCUUAUACUGUGCUAGAUAUUCAAAGCAAACAGGAGGUUCGAAGAAAAUUAAAGAAGCAAACCUUCCACCGCACACUCAUACAGGAACGACAAACACAACAGGUAGUCAUUCACAUUCAAUAACAAAAAGAGGUUAUACAAAUCUUGCAGCAGGUUCGGAUAGACAGGGAAUGCAUAGAUAUGAUAUUUCAAGUGACCCAGUAGAUUCAAGCGCAGGUAUUUUCUGUGGAACCGCAGGAAAUCAUUCACACACUUUCACAACAAAUCCAACAGGCUCGGGUGCAGAUUAUAUGCCACCAUUUGUGACUAUAUUCGCAUGGUACCGCGUUCAAUGA